Molecule: messenger RNA, 3115 nt
Organism: Gavialis gangeticus (Gharial)
Lineage: Eukaryota; Metazoa; Chordata; Crocodylia; Gavialidae
Gene: PLK4
Product: polo like kinase 4
Exons: 16
Coding region: 158-3028 (956 amino acids)
Biological process (GO): protein phosphorylation
Molecular function (GO): protein binding; protein kinase activity; ATP binding
Source: RefSeq, a predicted model, not a curated record
GCGAGUUUUCAAAAUGGUGGCGCGAGGGGCGGACGCUCACCGCUGGGCCCCGUAUCGCCGCUGCGGCCUGGGGCGGGGCGCGCGGCCGUAAUGGCGAGCUCGAACCGCCGCCGCCGGGGAAGGAGGAGGAGCGGCAGUGAGAGCCGCGGGCGGCACCAUGGCGGCCUGCAUCGGCGAGAAGAUCGAGGACUUCCAGGUGGGGAACCUGCUGGGCAAGGGCUCCUUCGCUGGCGUCUACAGGGCCGUGUCCCGCAAAACUGGCCUGGAGGUGGCCAUCAAGAUGAUUGACAAAAAAGCCAUGCACAAAGUUGGAAUGGUACAGCGAGUUCAAAAUGAAGUGAAGAUACAUUGUCAACUGAAACAUCCAUCUAUACUUGAGCUGUAUAAUUACUUUGAAGACUGCAACUACGUGUACCUGAUACUAGAGAUGUGUCACAAUGGAGAAAUGAGCAGAUAUCUGAAGAACAGACAGAAACCUUUUGCUGAAGAAGAAACUCGACAUUUCAUGCACCAGAUUAUCACAGGGAUGCUAUAUCUUCAUUCUCAUGGAAUACUACAUCGGGACCUCACCCUUUCUAAUCUUUUACUCACUAGCAACAUGAACAUCAAAAUAGCUGAUUUUGGACUAGCAACACAAUUGAAAAUGCCACAUGAAAAGCAUUACACAAUGUGUGGAACUCCUAAUUACAUUUCUCCAGAGAUAGCCACAAGAAGCGCGCAUGGACUUGAAUCUGACGUGUGGUCUUUGGGCUGCAUGUUCUAUACUCUUCUGAUUGGGAAGCCACCUUUUGACACUGACACAGUCAAGAACACACUGAACAAAGUAGUAUUAGCAGAUUAUGAAACGCCAGCCUUUUUGUCAGGAGAAGCUCAAGAUCUCAUAUGCAAGUUACUUCGCAAAAACCCAGCAGAUCGUUUAAGUCUUUCAUCUGUGCUGGAUCAUCCUUUUAUGUCCAGAUGCAACUCAGCACGAAGUAAAGAUUCUGGAACUGUAGAAGAUUCCAUGGACAGUGGCAAUGCUACAAUCUCUACAGCUUUUACUGGCUCUUCUAGCGUCAGUAUAAGUGGUUACAUGAAGGAAAAGAAAAGGUUCUUAGUGGGACAGCCACUUCCAAAUAAACUUACUUUAUUUCCUAAAAAUAAGAAUUCUAGUGAUGCUUCCUCUGAUGCUAGUAGCUCUUAUAAAAUUUGGGGAAUUCAGGGAAAAGAAACUGGCGUGACUGGUAGAGGACGAACAAUGCAGCUUACUGAAGAAAGGCCACAUUCACGUUACCUCAGGAGGGCCCAUUCUUCUGAUAGGUCUGGCACAUCUUCCAGUCAGACUCAAGGAGUACCAAAUAGUGUUGAGAGGUGCCAUUCCUUGGAGCUGCUUUCAAAACCCAGAGCAGGAAUGAUGGAACAUAUAGACAGCUAUUCAUCUACAAACAGCUACGGUGAUAUUCCUUCUAUAUUUAAGGAGAAGACUUCUAGUAAUUCUGGCAUCCAAACACAAUCAAAUUAUCUCUGUCCAGUGAAGUCCAGUGUUGGUUUGUUAGAACAGAAGACCCAGACCGAAACAAUGCAGCAAUGGCUUGGAGGCAUGCAAAAAAAUGCUCAUUUAAGACAGCCUGCAGAUUCUGUCAGUCUUGGUAUCCAAAACCUCCAUUUAUGUGACCAUCUAGAUGUACAACAGGAAAUGUCAAGAGACCUGUGGAACAAUAUAAAAGAUAAAAAGAAUCCUGAUGUCUCCCUUGACAGUGCAUGUCCUAUAAAUCAAUUCAGCUCAAAGAAAUAUGCUUCUGGACUUCCAUUUAAGCAGAGCAAAGCUCAACCAGCAUCCACAUUUGUUCUCCAUCCAGCUUCAGAGCAAAAAAAUGCCCGGGGCAAAGAGCCAUUAGGACAUCAGAAGUCUUCACUGCGAAGUAUUCUCUCUCCUCUCAGUGCUCACAGAUUAAAAUCCAUCAGACAAAAAACAAAAAAUGCAGUGGUGAGUAUUUUAGAUACAGGAGAAGUGUGUAUGGAGUUUAUAAAAGAACACCAUUCUCAAGAGUUUGUAAAAGAAGUUCUUAAAAUAUCUUGUGAUGGAAGUGUGAUUACAGUAUAUCAUCCAAAUGAAGGAAGAGGUUUCCUUCUUGAUGACAGACCACCUUCUCCUCCUGAAGAUGUCUGUAUGUACAGUUUUGACAACUUGCCAGAAAAAUACUGGAAAAAGUACCAGUAUGCAGCUAAAUUUGUUCAUCUGGUGAGAUCAAAAACACCUAAAGUUACCUUCUAUACAAGAUACGCGAAGUGCAUGUUGAUGGAGAAUUUCCCGACUGCAGAUGUUGAAGUUUGUUUUUAUGAUGGGGCAAAAAUACAUAAGACAGCAGGUAUAACUCGAGUGAUAGAAAAAUCUGGGAAAUCUUACACUUUAAAAGAAGAAAAUGAAAGUGUUUUGAAGAAUGAAAUGCAAAUAUAUAUGGAUCAUGCAAAUGAGGGACACCGCAUUUGUCUUGCACUAGAAGCUGCUGUUUUGGAAGAAGAGAAAAGGAAUGAAAAUGUUCCCUUUUUCCCAAUAAUUGUUGGAAGAAAACCAGGAAACACUGAAUCUCCAAAGACCCUGAUGCUGCCUUCAGUGGAUGCAGAUAGCACAGGAAAAGCUACCUCAUUGGAAAGAAAUAGAGCUGUCAGUUCUCCUAGUCAAGUUCCUACCAUCAGUCCUUCUAUGGUAUCUUAUGAAGGCUCUGCAUUAACAACUGCUGUUGCUGAAGCUACCUGUUCCUCCAAUCAAAAAGAGUGCAAUUCAAAUUCAGCCCAACUAGUGAAGUCUGUUUUUGUGAAAAAUGUUGGUUGGGCUUCUCAGUUGACUAGUGGAGCAGUAUGGGUUCAAUUCAAUGAUGGAUCCCAGUUGGUAGCACAAGCAGGAGUCUCUUCUAUCACUUACACAUCUCCAAAUGGUCAGACAACUAGGUAUGGAGAAAAUGAAAAAUUACCUGAAUACAUCAAAGAGAAGCUGCAUUGUCUGUCUUCCAUUCUUGUGAUGUUUACCAAUCCAGCUGGCCCCCACUGACUAAAGCAAAGCAGCUCUUUGGGCAUAAAGGCUUAAUAAAUGUUUUGCUAGCAUUAAAAGUGACUUAAUUACUUCGCUUACCAGAAA